Molecule: messenger RNA, 2272 nt
Organism: Alligator sinensis (Chinese alligator)
Lineage: Eukaryota; Metazoa; Chordata; Crocodylia; Alligatoridae
Gene: DNAL4
Product: dynein axonemal light chain 4
Exons: 3
Coding region: 116-436 (106 amino acids)
Biological process (GO): microtubule-based process
Cellular component (GO): dynein complex
Molecular function (GO): dynein intermediate chain binding; dynein light intermediate chain binding
Source: RefSeq, a predicted model, not a curated record
CCUGUGUUCUGCUUGAUCCUGGAGAAUUCCACCCCACUUAGUCUCCGGCACCACAGCACCUUGCUGGUACCAAUCAAGCCCCUCCGCUCCUUCCCGGGGUCACAGUGGAAGGACUAUGGCAGACACUGGGGAGGGAAAGAAGGAGGAGGCUGAUUAUAAAAGACUUCACAGCUUCCCACUGAUCAGGCACACAGACAUGCCAGAGGAGAUGCGUGUGGAGGCCAUGGAACUGUGUGUCACCGCCUGUGAGAAAUAUGCCACCAACAAUGAGAGUGCUGCCAAGAUGAUCAAGGAGACAAUGGACAAGAAGUUUGGCUCCUCCUGGCAUGUUGUGAUUGGCGAGGGCUUUGGCUUUGAGAUUACUCAUGAAGUGAAGAACCUGCUGUACAUGUUCUUUGGUGGCAGUCUGGCUGUUUGUGUCUGGAAGUGCUCUUGACAUCCAUGUUCAUGUCACCACAAGGAAUAUUUUCAUUCCCUUCCUGGGUUUUGUACUAUCUUGAAGCAGGGCUUUAUUUUUAAUAGUAAAACUUUGAGAGUUGUUUUCAUAUUUACGUACCGGUUUACUAGGGUAUGUAUAAUCCGUAUGGUGUGUGUACAUGUGUCAGUCUGCUGAGUUAUCAAAUCUUACUUCUUGGGGUCUCACAGUGAUCUUGUAUUUGGGUGUGGCUCUUCCAGAGAGGGUGAAGUUAGGCAAGGGGUUCUGGUGGGCUUGCAGUCUCAUGAGACACAGUUUAUGAAGCCAUACAUUAGAACUGGGAAUGGGUGUGAAACAACAAAGAAAAUAACCAGGCCAUCCAUCUGCUCUUCCCAUCCUUCCAUACUAUUUUUCCUCUCCUCUGCAAUCCUUCCUGCAGUAUAGAAUAGCUCUCAUGACCAGUGUCUGUUCCUUCAGUGGCCAUCAAUGUUGACAGCAUUUUUGGUGACCUCUUGGAACAGGUCCUAUGUGGACUCCUCUCCCUUUUGUCCCAGGUAGUGCCGGGAGCUAAUUCUGCCUUUCUGCACUUCUUUCCCACUUACUGGGAGAGGAACAUGACAGCUGAGCUGCCUGGGUGUGAGAACAGAGUGAAGAUAUGGCAGUUCAAACCCAGCAGAAGGCUGUAGCCCAGAUUGACCCCUCCUCUUUUCCACACCCACUGAGCACUGAUAUAGCUCUGAAACUUAGGCGGCUUGUGGCAAGUGGAGGAGUGGGUGAGAACACUGUACCAAAUUUGGAUUCAUGCUUGAGAGGAACAUAAGCUCUCAGGAGUGUCAUGGGUGCCAGUGCUGUGUGUACUCUGUAUCUGGCUUAGAGGCUCACAGUGGGGACAGGCCUCCAUGUGACCUGCCUCUCUCAGACAUCAGAGAUUUAAUGUACAUUUGUACUUCAGUCCGUUCAGUCUGCUUCAUCUUUUUAAAGCUCUGGGAAGUGUGUUAAGAGAUGGAAUGGACCUAAUUGUAUUUUACAUAUAUGGCUUAUUUAUAUGCAUUUGGGAAUUUUUUUUUUACAAUAAAAAGAAUGAUGUCACUUGUGUUUGACAUUUUCAUUUCAGAAUCCAUCCAGGUGGGGAACAUCAAGGCGAGGGUAGCCCUGAUGUGAUCGGGUAGGGUAAGUCAAGACCUCUGUUGCCAGUGGUGUUUUAUCUCAGGGGUCAGGCUACGAAUACCUUUUCACCUCAAUCUUUGGACAGCCAAGUGACUUGCAGAGAUAGGGAAAGGAGUUUUAUCCUCUUUCAUUUGGGUUCUGUACUGGUAAAAGGAGUUUGGUGCCCAGUGGAAGCUGCCAGAUCAACAGUAUUUGAAACUCAGGUCUUCUGUUUAUCCUUGGAAUAAAGAGCAGCAGCAAGGCAAGUGACCCUCUACCUUCUGCCCUCCACCAAUCUUCCUCAGCCUUGGUCUUGGGGGCAGGGGGGAAGAAGUGGGGCACCUCCUUUAAAAAGGUCAGGUUUUGUGGCUCAUUUGAACUUUGGACUCUUCUGAGAAUGCCAACAAGUGGUACAGCCGGAACCAGUUCUUGCUUAAGUGCAAGGCCCCAAGCUUGUCCACAUUUUAGUCCUUCCAGCCCUGCAGCCAGUACUGCCAACUGUGAAUCUUAUUGACUAUUAAAAAUGAAUCCCUGUUUGUGCUUGUUUCUUAACCUCUGUUUGGGACUAGACUGCAAGUGCUAAGAGCAGAGACCAUCCUUUUGUUGAAUACCUGGAAAAUUCUUGGCAUAUUGUGAGUCCUACUGUAAACAGCUAAUUUAAUAAAAAUAAAUUCUGGAGGAUUUUGUAACUUGGAUCAUCUGUAGCAACCG